Cadophora gregata is the source of this 363-nucleotide messenger RNA. RefSeq lists its product as uncharacterized. The coding region runs from base 1 to 363 and encodes 120 amino acids. NCBI's taxonomy places the organism in Eukaryota, Fungi, Ascomycota, Leotiomycetes, Helotiales, Ploettnerulaceae. The transcript has a single exon. The record is from RefSeq and is a predicted model, not a curated record.
AUGAUGCUCCCCAUCGCAGUUUCUGUUUUCGUCCUCCUUUGGGUUAUUCUUGCAGCUAGGACAUCAAGACCAACACCAUCAUCUUCAACCGCUCGCUCCAACCGAGCUUGUCCCAACUCUAACUUCUUUCCUCCCCUUUUCCACAAAGUCAUUUUCCCUUCCCCUCGGCACAGACAGAUAAACUCAAUCUCACAAAAAGCAUGGCAAAAUCCAAGAAAUCUCAUCUCAUCUCAUCUCAUCUCGCUUGUCUGGCCUCCCCUCCCCUUCCCUUCCAUACUCACCAACACCAUUCUUCAUAACCGAAAGUACAUAACCACUACUGCACACCUACUGCAAGUCAACGGCAUCAUCCUAACCUCCUAA